Messenger RNA from Chelonia mydas (Green sea turtle), 2769 nucleotides. RefSeq names its product TDP-glucose 4,6-dehydratase (gene TGDS). Bases 507 to 1508 code for a protein of 333 amino acids. Gene Ontology annotation, molecular function: dTDP-glucose 4,6-dehydratase activity. The transcript has 12 exons. The record is from RefSeq and is a predicted model, not a curated record. Lineage: Eukaryota; Metazoa; Chordata; Testudines; Cheloniidae. Gene Ontology annotation, biological process: nucleotide-sugar metabolic process.
CCGCUGCCGUCCGCGCCCCUGGAUCCGCCUCCUGGGGCUGGGCCGCGGUGGCUCCGGGCUGCCGACCCGGAUCCCCCUGCAGCGGCUGGGGUCCCCCUCGCUGUCUGUGCGGCAGUCCGGAGCCGGGCGGGGCGAGCGCCUCCCCUGCUCCUCCGGGACAGCCGGGGGGUCCUAGCUGCCUGCGCCUGCCCGAAGCGCUGGAGUCGCGGGUUGGCAGCGGGGCAGGUGACCGCAGGCUUGGGCAGCUCGCACCAGCCCAACGCGAACAGCCGCUUCAGAGACUGCGCCUGCCGCUGGGUCCCCGCGCCAGCUUCCGCGGGCCCGCACGUUCCCACGCUCAGCUUUGCCCUCCUUUCGCUGGUUGCUUUGGGAAAGACUUGCGCCUGAAGCUGGGGAGCUGGUGAUGGCCCUGACCCUGGAAACUGGCAGCUCUGCCCUGGCGGAUAGCUGCUCAGAAAUGGGCUGCGGUGGUUAUACACGGGAUAUAGAGAGAGAGAGCAUGUCAAAUGAAUGCAUCACAUGUGGUUGUGUCUCUUGUAGAAAACUAUCCAAACUAUCUGAUUAUAAAUCUAGAUAAGCUGGACUAUUGUGCAAGCUUGAAGAAUCUUGAAACCAUUUCUGAGAAGCAAAACUACAAGUUUAUCCAGGGUGACAUCUGCGAACCCCAUUUUAUAAAACUACUUUUUGAAACUGAGAAAAUUGAUAUAGUACUACAUUUUGCAGCACAAACCCACGUAGAUCUUUCAUUUUGGCGUUCCCUGGAAUUCACCUAUGUGAAUGUUUAUGGCACUCAUGUUCUGGUCACUGCUGCCUAUGAAGCCAGUGUGGAGAAGUUCAUUUAUGUCAGCACAGAUGAAGUAUAUGGAGGUAGCAUUGAUGAGGAAUUUGAUGAAGCUUCACCCAAACGACCAACAAAUCCUUAUGCCUCAUCUAAAGCAGCUGCAGAAUGCUUUGUUCAGUCUUACUGGGAAAGGUAUCAGUUCCCAGUUGUUAUCACACGAAGCAGCAAUGUUUAUGGACCACAUCAGUAUCCAGAAAAAGUUAUUCCAAAGUUUAUAUCUUUGUUGCAUCAGAACAGGAAAUGCUGCGUUCAUGGUUCUGGGCUUCAAAGAAGGAAUUUUCUUUACGCCACUGAUGUAGUAGAAGCAUUCCUUACUGUUCUAAAGAAGGGGAAGCCAGGUGAAAUUUAUAACAUUGGAACCAAUUUUGAAAUGUCCAUUGUACAGCUUGCUAAAGAAUUAAUCCAUCUAAUAAAAAAGACCAAUUCAGAAUCUGAAAUGGAACAUUGGGUGGAUUAUGUCGAAGACAGACCUACCAAUGACCUAAGAUAUCCAAUGAAUUCAGAAAAAAUGCACAAUUUAGGAUGGAAACCUAAAGUUCCUUGGAAGGAAGGAAUAAAGAAAACAAUUGAAUGGUACAGAGACAAUUUUCGCAACUGGAAGAAUGCGGAGAAAGCUUUGGAACCCUUUCCUGUGAGAGAACUAUUUGCACAGCUUGAUGUACUGUAGGGAGGAAGAGAGAACAUAAAGGAAAUUCAUCCUCUCUCCUCGUGACCAUGUCUUCUUUAUAGAAACUUGCAGUCAAGUGACCAAGCUGAAGUCUUCUCAUAUUUCAAGAUACAUGGACAAUUAUGAAUUCAGUUGUAUAUAAGGAACAAAAUGGGAAAGAUUUUCAGAGCUUUUUAAUACUUGAUUUUAUAGAUGUAAAUCUGUUAACAUCAGUUUUCAGUGCAAUAUCCUUAAAUUUUUAUCGAAAUUUAUUUUAAAUAACUAUAUGAAGGAUUUUUAUAACACUAUACAUUGAUACGCUUGAUUUUAAACCUGUUUUGUUCACUUUGAUUAAGAAACAUUUUGAAUACAACUCUUGGUAUUUUUGAUGAAAAUAAGUUAUUGGUGUGUUUAAGUUCAGAAAUGUAUCAUAUGUACUAGAGAGGUCAUCGCUUCUUAUACUUGUUCCAUCAUGUUAGCUGCAAAAUUAUAUUUUCUGUUCAGCUGUUUAAACAUUAAGGAGCCAAAUGUUCUAUACUCUACCAAAGGUAUACAGAAUCACAAAAGGUAGAGAUGAGACCUAAAUGGUUACAGUCUAUUUCUCUGCCAUUGCAGUAUUGUUCUCUAUAGAUCACAUUUCUAGAACAUUGUCUGGUCUAAUUUUAAAUAUCCUAAAUAGUAUGUAUCACCUUUCUUGGGAAAUUGUUCUCACCCUAAUAGAUCUUUCAUGAAGCUUGUAUUUAAUUUCAUUCCAUUAUCUGUCUCCAUUUUUUUCAAAGGAUUUUUCACUGUGAUCAUUAUCCAGUUAUUACCUCUUGUAUUACCCCAAAUAAUUUUUCUCCUUCAUGUUUACAAUUGGAAUGUUUGGAAAAACUUGAAUGCUAAAUUUGUUACAGUAUUUCAAAUGUUAUAAUGUCCUGUGAUAUGAAGAAUAUUUUUUGCCAGAGGGAUAAAAGCUAAAUAGUUUUUUGUUUCACUGAGUUGUGGGAUGGUUUGCAUUAUCAGAGUUUAGAUCAUCUUAUCAAUGAAACAUUGCUUGUUAGUAAAACUUCCUUGUAAAAUGUUUUUUUUUGUUUGUUUGUUUUUUAAGGGAGAAAUAUCCCGAAUUUUCACAAAAUUCUGUAGAAAACUAUAAUUAUGGAAAAGCUGCUAAUAUGGAUUUUUCAAUGUUGAUUUUUGAAUAUAAAGUGCUUGUCUAACUUUUUCCACUGAAUGCAUCCGAUGAAGUGAGCUGUAGCUCACAAAAGCUUAUGCUCAAAUAAAUUGGUCAGUCUCUAAGGUG